AUGUACUUUCGCAAACUGUGUGAGAUCUUUGCUUGGGACAACACGGUGAGAGAUAAUAGAAAACGCAUGCAGUGCUUGACUUUGCAUCAUCACAUUGGCGCAUGCCACAACUGCCCAUGUCUCUUUCGAAAAAAUCCGCAGGAUGUCAUUUGGAACCAAUGCGCGAUGUCCUUGGGAACCUCGGACUGGACAGGGCCGGGAACCCGUGCGUUCGACGCCGGCGGCAUGGCGACAGGGCGCAGCGACGGCAUGUUGUUUCACGGCGGACGCUUCACAGUGGUUCAACAUAGGACUUCUUAG
This is a messenger RNA of Durusdinium trenchii, 300 nucleotides long. The record is from the annotation of a GenBank genome assembly. NCBI's taxonomy places the organism in Eukaryota, Dinophyceae, Suessiales, Symbiodiniaceae.